UGGUGACCAAAUAUUUUUCUGUUUAUGUAAAUUGCUCAAACUAUUUGUGUUAUUUACUUACAAUCAUCCAAAUUGACACCUUAUCUGUUUCUCAUGAAAAAAUGAACUCCUACACUUUUGUGGACUAGUUGCAUGGAAUCUUAUACAGAACAAAAAAAGAAAUUGAGCUAUCAAAAUUCUGAGCUAUAUGAAGCCAAUAUUAGUGUCGUUCUCUGCCUAUGCCUCUGCUCUGUUUCUCUCUCUCUCUCUCUCUCUCUCUCUCCGAAGCUAAGUAGAAAAUGGAGAGAGAGGUCAACAACCCAAUUUUAAGCACGCCAUUGAUUCAAGUUUGUGAAGAGAAUGGACCUGAAAAUGGAAUACAGAUAAGUCACGGUAGAAGUGAGAUUCUUGAGGAAAUAAAGAAACAGUUAUGGCUUGCCGGGCCUUUGAUAUCAGUGAGCCUGUUGAUUAAUUUAUUGCAGAUGAUAUCUGUGAUGUUUGUGGGUCAUCUUGGUGAGCUAUCUUUAUCUGGUGCUUCCAUGGCUACUUCCUUCGCAUCAGUGACUGGUUUUAGCUUGCUGAUGGGAUUGUCAAGUGCAUUGGAGACAUUAUCAGGACAGGCAUAUGGAGCAAAGCAAUACCAUAUGCUGGGCAUACACAUGCAGAGAGCCAUGUUUGUUCUCUUAGUUGUUAGCAUACCCCUUGCCGUUAUUUGGGCAAACACGAGAUCCAUACUAACUUUCUUUGGCCAAGAUGCUGCAAUAUCAGCAGAAGCCGGACAAUAUGCUCGUUUUAUGAUCCCGUGCCUUUUUGCCUACGGUCUGCUUCAAUGCUUCAUAAGAUUCUUACAGACCCAAAACAUUGUUUUUCCAAUGAUGCUGAGCUGUGGAAUCACAACAUUAAUCCAUAUUAUUUUGUGUUGGAUACUGGUAUUGAAAUCUGGACUUGGAAACAGGGGAGCUGCCUUGGCAAAUUCCAUCUCUUAUUGGAUCAAUGUGCUAUUGUUGGGCCUCUAUGUGAAGUUCUCUUCUUCAUGUGCAAAAUCAUGGACAGGGUUUUCAAAGGAAUCUUUGCGAAACAUUCCCAAUUUUCUUAAGCUUGCCAUUCCUUCAUCUGUCAUGGUCUGCUUGGUGAUGUGGUCAUUCGAAAUGAUGGUUCUUUUAUCUGGUCUUCUUCCCAAUCCCGAGCUAGAAACCUCUGUUCUUUCUAUAUGCCUUAACACGGCUGGAACAGUGUGGAUGAUCCCUUUUGGACUAAGCGGUGCUGUAAGCACUCGGGUUUCGAAUGAAUUAGGAGCCGGACACCCAGAUGCAGCUCGCUUAGCAGUACGUGUUGUCUUGGUCUUGGCUAUUACUGAGGGUUUAUUGGUGGGAUUGGUCCUUAUAUUGAUACGUAACAUCUGGGGCUAUGCUUUUAGCAAUGAAUUGGAAGUGAUCAAAUAUGUAGCAAUAAUGAUGCCAAUACUUGCAGUAUCCAACUUUUUUGAUGGCCUCCAGUGUGUUCUUUCAGGGAACGCAAGAGGAUGUGGGUGGCAGAAGAUUGGAGCAUAUGUGAACCUAGGAUCCUACUAUUCGGUGGGAAUUCCAUCAGCUGUUUUGUUGGCUUUUGUCUUCCAUAUUCGUGGAAAGGGUCUUUGGUUGGGAAUAAUAUGUGCACUCGUGGUACAAGCGCUAUCUCUUUUUACCAUCACCAUUCGCACCAACUGGGAGCAAGAGGCAAAGAAGGCUACAGAAAGAGUUUACGAGUCCAAAAUUCCUGUCGAUAUAGUCUCAUGAUAUGCUUAAUGUGACUUGCAAAAAAGACGACUUUCAUAGCAAAAAUCUGUUAAAGAACGUAGCUAUAUAUGGCAAUCUUGGAAUUUUAUAAAGUGGUAUGACUUGACUGCUGGAAGAUACAGCGACUGCAGGAGUAAGAAGACUUGAGCUUUCAGCUUAUUCUUGUAGCUCUAUUUCUUGAAGUUUCUACUUUUCCUUAAAUUUUGACGUUAUAUGAGGAGUAAUUUUCUUUUAUAUGAAGUUUAUCGUAAGAAUAUUAAACUGUGCCUUUAUUAGUGGAAUGCUUUGAUCUUCGCAUGAGUAAAA
This is a messenger RNA of Ziziphus jujuba (common jujube), 2060 nucleotides long. RefSeq names its product protein DETOXIFICATION 16. Gene Ontology annotation, molecular function: xenobiotic transmembrane transporter activity; antiporter activity. The transcript has 8 exons. Gene Ontology annotation, biological process: xenobiotic detoxification by transmembrane export across the plasma membrane. The record is from RefSeq and is a predicted model, not a curated record. The coding region runs from base 279 to 1754 and encodes 491 amino acids. Gene Ontology annotation, cellular component: membrane. NCBI's taxonomy places the organism in Eukaryota, Viridiplantae, Streptophyta, Magnoliopsida, Rosales, Rhamnaceae.